AUGGGGCCCCUGGGCAAUAGGGGAUCAUGGGGCCCUGUGUCCUUGCCCAAACUCAAAAAAGCCUAUGAAAAAGGCACCAAGGGCAUCUCAUGGGGCCCCCUACUGACCCCGGGCCCUCGGGCAGUGCCUGAGUUUCCAAAUGGUCAGUCCACCCCUGCGCACCGUAUUCCUGUUCAAAUUGCAUGCGAUUCUUUGCAGUAAAAUCUAUUGCCUUCUGAAUGAUAUAUUUACUUGAUAUUUUUUAUUGAUGACGUUUUCCAGUGUUUUGGCAACCUGUCGCGGUUUCAAAUGAUUUU
Messenger RNA from Staurois parvus, 296 nucleotides. The record is from the annotation of a GenBank genome assembly. Lineage: Eukaryota; Metazoa; Chordata; Amphibia; Anura; Ranidae.